UCCAAACUGCUGUUAUAUACUCUUUUUCUCUCUUCUCUUCCCUUCGUCAUUUCGUACCAUCCACCCUCAUCUUCAUCUUCUUCUUCUUCUUCUCCUUUUCUCCAAUUCUUCAAUUAACAAACCAAUUCCUCUAUUCAACCUUCAACCACCUCAACCCUACCACUACCAAAUUCAUUUAUGGAUUCAACUCAUUCAAACACCUUUCAAGAAUCCAAUCACAAAAAACGCCGCAAAAUCGGAGACCUAACAACCGAUCAAAAUUCCCUAAAUCUCAUGCCAUGGAGAUCCGAAUCAGACCAAAACACCUACUCAAAAAAACUCAUCGAAGCACUCCGCCGAAUAAAUUCACCUGAAACAACAACAACAACCAAACCUAGAGUCGCCGGUCAAGUCCGCGAAACCGCCGAUCGAGUUCUCGCUUCAACUGCCAAAGGAAGAACACGCUGGAGCCGCGCGAUUCUCGGAAAGUGGAAGAAGCUUCGUAGACAUCACAGGAAAGUGAAGAAAGCGAAAGCUGGUAGUGGAUUGAAUAGAGCAGGGAUUGAAAAAGAGAGGUUGAGACGGUUACCGGCUGUGCAGAAGAAAACGCGCGUUUUAGGACGGUUAGUUCCUGGUUGCCGGAAAGUUCCUUUACCGAAUCUUCUAGAAGAAGCUACUGAUUAUAUUUCUGCUUUGGAGAUGCAAGUGCGUGCUAUGACAGCUCUCGCUGACCUUCUCGCCGGUGGUACGUCGGCGGGAAUCGCCGGUCAGGUGUUGAGUUGACCCGCGCGCUUUGGUUACAGCCUAGGCUAUAUUGCGCCAGGUGUUACUUCAUUUUUUUUUCUUUCUUAUAUUGUUUUCUUUUCUUUCUUUUUUUAUUUGUUUUUUCACUUUUAUUCAUGUAUUUUAUUAUCGUGUACAUUGUACAUGCCAUUUGAUUAUUCCUCCUUUUAAGUUCCACUAUCUAACCCUUUUCUUCUA
Molecule: messenger RNA, 960 nt
Organism: Trifolium pratense (red clover)
Lineage: Eukaryota; Viridiplantae; Streptophyta; Magnoliopsida; Fabales; Fabaceae
Product: transcription factor bHLH149
Exons: 1
Coding region: 178-762 (194 amino acids)
Biological process (GO): regulation of DNA-templated transcription
Molecular function (GO): protein dimerization activity
Source: RefSeq, a predicted model, not a curated record